Molecule: messenger RNA, 3983 nt
Organism: Hemibagrus wyckioides
Lineage: Eukaryota; Metazoa; Chordata; Actinopteri; Siluriformes; Bagridae
Gene: tmprss3b
Product: transmembrane serine protease 3b
Exons: 15
Coding region: 700-2331 (543 amino acids)
Biological process (GO): proteolysis
Cellular component (GO): membrane
Molecular function (GO): serine-type endopeptidase activity; protein binding
Source: RefSeq, a predicted model, not a curated record
CUGAGAUGUCAUCUCGGAUAAAUUAUUUAUUUAUAAGGAUUGAGCUCGUGAGCAUUACGCAUGUUUAUUAACUGAUCAUCUCCUGGGUUAUUAUUUUAUUUAUUUGUUUGUUUGUUUUUUUACGUGAUAUUGGACUCAAAACAAAACAACAUUCAUCACUAAACAUAUCCAAAGAUAUAAAUGGCCUGAGGAAUGCUUUUUUUUUUUGUGAACCCGCUGUAGCUUUAGGUGAUGCAGACAGACACGACGCUUAAUGCGGAAGUUGGGUCCUUUCUCCAAACACGUCACGUUCUGAAGUCCGCCAAUCACUUCCAGCGCGAUUGAUGACAAGAAGGGGAUUAGAGCUACACAGAAGUCAUUUGGCACACACAGGCUGGUGAAUCAUCGAGGCUGAGCACAAAAGCCACUUCAACGUCACACAGUGAGAGACAGGGGAGGUCAACACGACAACAUGCCUAGGGCGAGAAGGAGCAGCAAGCAUCAUGACGUUUGGGAUUGAGAUCAAGAAGAUCUACACCAAAAAGCCUUAGCCAAUUCAUUCUCUACUGAAAGUACAACUCAUUUCUUCAGUUGCGGGGUUUUUUUUCUUUCAUUUGAGCUUUCUUCACCCAGCUCAUAGUGGGGUCAUUGUGAACUUUUUAUGGCAUCCAUGGACAGCAUCACCUACUGAAGGGUCAGAGAUGAAAGGAUGAGACAGAAAUGAUGGCUUACCUUGAAAAGAAAACUGGAGAACAACAGCAGCCUGACUCAAAGGGAAUAAACACCUUGGGCAAGGAGGAGGUGGAGUCAGGCCAUUUUGAAGCAGACACAAAUAGCGAAGAUCUCCCGAACAUCAGGACCCCCAGCGUGAUCAAUGUGAGCCCCUUCAGCAGUUCAGUAGGCGGCUGGGAGACUUCCAAACCCCCGCAGUACCUCGACCCCAACACCCAAGACCCACAUGUGCCCAUCGGCUGGCCUCCUGAGACAUCAAAUUCACUCCCUAUCUACAAAAAACACAUCAUUAAGACGUCUUAUAAUUCACACAGGGCGUCCAUCAUUAAAGUGCAGCCCUUCAUCCAUGGAGAAAACCUGUCAAACUCUCGGUCCGUGUGCUGGGCAGACAAACCACGCAAACUCCUGAUACUGCUGAUGGUCAUUUGUUUGUUAAUAGGACUGACUCUGGUUCUAGGAAUUGGUCUGGGAGUGGGUUUGAGUUGCUCUGGAAAAUUCCACUGUGUCUCUAUGGGGUGUAUCAGUAGAUCUGCUGUCUGUGACGGAGUCAAAGACUGUGGCGAGGGAGAGGAUGAACUCAACUGUGUGCGAGUAAGUGGGAGACACUCCGUCCUGCAGAUUCACAGCAGGGGCAUAUGGAGCUCCGUGUGCUGGGAGAACUGGAGCGCCAAUCUGGGAAUGUCUGCCUGCAAACAGCUCGGCUAUAACAGUUAUGUGAAUUCCACUUCCAUCCCCCUCUCUUCUGUCGAGUCGGCCUUCAAGAAAAACAUAGUGAUGAUUAGCUCCCGCUUUCCCAUUCAUUAUCAAACCUUCAAAAUUCACAACAGCUCCUUCCUCAGAAACGUUCAGUGCAUGUCCAGUUUGGUCACAGUACUCAAGUGUAUAGACUGUGGUACCAGACCCAGUUUCAGGACCCGGAUUUCAGGGGGAAAUGUUUCUCUCUCUGGGCAGUACCCAUGGCAGGUCAGCUUGCAGUAUCAGAGUCAGUAUCUCUGUGGAGGAUCGCUCAUAACCAACCAGUGGAUUGUCACUGCUGCACACUGUGUAUAUGGAUUUGCUAAUCCUGCUUUAUGGAUGGUUCGUGUGGGCCUCACAGACCAGCCUGUAAGUGGAGCAGCAGAUCUCUCCGUGAAGAAGAUCUUCUUCCAUAGCGCAUAUUAUCCUGAAGGCCUUAGCUACGAUAUCGCACUCAUUAAACUGACGCAGCCGCUCACAUUCAACGGUCAGAUACAGCCCAUCUGUCUGCCUAACUAUGAUGAAGCAUUCAGUUCAGGAUCCAUGUGCUGGAUAUCAGGAUGGGGAGCCACAGAAACAGGCGGAGAGGUGAGUGGGUCUCUACACUCUGCCCUGGUUCCUCUCCUCUCUAUUCGAGAGUGUAGAAUCCCGGGACUUUCAUCAUGGAAUAUCUGCGCUGGGUAUCUAACAGGUGGAGCUGACACAUGCCAGGGGGACAGCGGUAGUCCACUGGCCUGUCAAUCCUCGGUGUGGAAGCUGGUAGGAGCAGCGAGCUGGGUUCAGGGCUGCGGAAAAACGAACGACCCAGGAGUUUACACCAGUGUAACAUACGCUCUUCCGUGGAUACACCAGACCAUGGAGAAAGAAGAGGAACGGAGUGUGUGAGCAUCAGGACCACAGAAUACGACUUGGAAGUGUGCUGAGAACUAUUUCACACAAUCAGUACACAAGCUACACUGAGGCACUGUCACACUUCUAUAUGGCUUAGGAGCACAAUACAGUAGCUGUGUUACUCUGUGCUAUCACACAUGGCUAAGCAUUAGCAUGUGUUUAAGCUGUUUGAGAGGUUUAUGUUAGAUUUAUAUAUUUAUUUAUGCAACCUAUUUAUUUUUAAGCCACACAAAGCUAAAGGCAGGACUUUAAACAUGUAUUAGAAAUAAACAAUAAAACGAAAUGUCUGACUGCAUCACAGUCAUAAAUGAUUGCUAGGUAAUAGCCUCCUAGCUAAAUAAUAGUUUAAUAGUCUAAAUAAAAUCAACUGUAGGCUAAAUUCACACCGCACAUGCUAGGGGACACAGUGCCUCAGUUAUAAAUGUUUCAGUCCACUACGUUAGAGAGAAGUAAAGAUCAUCAGUGAGCUAAGAAGCUCUUCAUAAUUUAGGUUCGAAUUGCGCUAGUCGUUAUUUCAUAACUUUCCAAGCAGCUAGGACAUGAAUUAAAAAUGUAAAUCAUUAAAAACAUACUGAACCCUGCACGGCCAGCUAGCUAACCUCUAUGCUAACAACGACUAGCAUUUCAGUAAACAAACAGCAUAGUGACCAUAUGGUGUCUGGCAGAAAUAUAUUUUUUGUAGUAUUUUCUAAAACAAGAAAACAUUUAGUACCUCAGAGGCCUAGAGAAAUUUUUGUUUAAAAAUAAUUAAAAUGGGGCAGCAUGGUGGCUAGCACUGUUGCCUCACAGCAAGAAGGUCCUGGGUUCGGGUCCCAGGUUCGAACAGGCAGGGGGCCUUUCUGUGUGGAGUUUGCAUGUUCUCCCCGUGCCUGUGUGGGUUUACUUUGGUUUCCUCCCACAGUCCAAAAACAUGUACAUUAGGUUGAUUGGUCAUUCUAAAAUUUGCCUGUGUGUGUGGUUGUCUGUCUAUAUGUGGCCCUGUGAUGGACUGGUGACCUGUCCAGGGUGUACCCCUGCCUUUCGCCCUGUGUGUGCUGGGAUAGGCUCCAGCAGAUCCCCGUCAGGAAUAAAGCGGGUAUAGACAAUGAAUGGACGGAUAAUUAAAAUAAAUUACGAUCCUGUUAUCGGCAUAUUAAGAGCUAACAAGCAGACAUAAUUUUUUUGCUGGUAUAAAACAUCGAAAUAACCAAGGAGCAAAGGCUCUUUACUCAAUUAUUGAGUUUAUUAUAAAACAGAGAAAGGCAAACAUGAGCACGAGUGUGAAAAGCAGCUCGAGUAGCAUAAAAAGAGUUCCAUUUUGAAUUUCACCUGAAAAAUGUUCCUAAUAAUAAAUGAAGGCUAUGGGGAGGGGGGCACACUAGCGUCGUGCCCCGUGUAAUCAUACUCAUUCGUGGUUAGCCAAGUCCUGUUAGCAUUACAUUAGCAUAUUCAGGUGAGGUGUUCGGUUUAUAAAGCUCGUAGGGAAACAUGCAGCAUGUGGAAACCCACCAUGCAAAACUCAGUGAAGUCGGAUCAGUGCUGAUUUUUCUUUUCUUUUCUUUUUUUUUUUUUUGUUUACCACAUACAGCGAUGGCUGGAAAAUAAAACGUGAUAAGAAAGCUUGAGAGAAAAGAAGCAAAAAAAAAAAAAAAAAAAACCCCAAACAA